CGGGGGCUACGACAUGCGGAACUCUUGGCUGGGGUGCCUUGUUCUCACCCGGCGCGGUUUUAGCUGCGGCGCGGCGGCGGCCGGCAGAUCAUAAUUUUGGAGGAUUGCAGCACUGAGAUCUCUGGAGUCUGCUGUGUCUAGCCAUAAUGAGUUUGGUUGCUUAUGAAGAUUCAGACUCUGAGACAGAAGCUGAAAAGACUGAAGCCCCCAAUUCUUCUGGCAGACAAACAAACCAGCCGAGUUCUUCUGUGAGUUGUGUUCAGCACUUUGCACCUGGUAGCACAAAAUCUGCAUAUGAAAUGCACCCUGCUGGGAGCACUGGCAGGAGCAGGGUUUGGGAAGAUCCCCCUGAGCGUUAUGCACAGAAUAACAACACUGACUUGGCACCUCCCUACUGUCCCAGGGUGUACUCUGGCCAUGCUGCAUUAUCUGUGGCUUACAAAAACUAUGAACAGGCUUCAAGCUCUUCGAGAAAUUCUGGAAAUGGCUUUUCCCAGAAGAGAACACAUGAAGACAGCACUACUACCCUGAAAGGAAUUAGGCCAUAUAUCCCUAAACGACUGCGUCAAGAAAAUUCCAGUAAGCCUGAAAAAGAAGAAUCUGACCAGAGAGGUAGCUCAGAUUGUGAUGUUAAGUUUAGUAUAUCAGCAGAGCAGACUUUGAGAAAGAUCUCUGAAUUAAUUAAGCCAUAUUUGGGAUCUAAGUAUAAAGUGACUGAAGUUCCAAAAAGCUUAAUAUUUUCCAUGUCUAAACACAGCGGCCCUGUUAAUGAAAUCCAGUGGUGUCCUGUACGGGAACAAAGUCACAUGCUUCUCUCAGCUUCUAUGGACAAAACAGUCAAGGUAUGGGAUGCUGUAGAUACAGGCUGCUGUUUAAAAACCUACUCCUGUCACUCCUGUGCUGUUCGGGCUGCCCGGUGGUCAUCCUGUGGAAGAAGGAUCCUCAGUGGGGGCUUUGAUUCCAUGCUGCAUCUAACAGAUGUAGAAACAGGGAAGCAGAUAUUUAGCAGCAAAACAGAAUUUAGGAUCAGUGCACUGAAGUUCCACCCUACAGAGUCAAAUGUUUUCAUUUGUGGAGGGUUCAGCCCAGAAGUUAAAGCAUGGGAUUUAAGGACUUCUAAGGUGUUGAGAGUGUACAAAGCUGCAGUACAACAGACCUUGGAUAUACUCUUCCUCCCUGAAGGAAGAGAAUUUCUUACCAGCACGGAUGCAGUAAGCCGAGACUCAGCUGAUCGCACCAUCGUUGCGUGGGACUUCCAAAGUGCUGCCAAAAUCUCCAAUCAGAUUUUUCAUGAGCGUUACACGUGCCCAAGUCUGACCCUGCACCCAAAGGAGUCUGUGUUUGUAGCUCAGACCAACGGGAACUACAUGGCUUUGUUUUCUGCCCAGCGACCCUACCGAAUCAACAAAAAGAAAAGAUAUGAGGGACACAAGGUGGAAGGAUUUGCAGUGGGCUGUGAAUUUUCUCCAGAUGGAACACUUUUGGUGACAGGAAGUUCAGAUGGCAAAGUGUUUUUCUACAACUAUCAUACUUCAAGGAUUAUUCGCACUUUGUCUGCACAUAAAGAAGCUUGUGUGAGUGCAAUAUUUCACCCAGUCCUGCCAUCACUCCUAGCAACAUGUGAUUGGGCUGGAGAAAUCAAGAUCUGGCAAUAACAAGCAGAGUUACUUUUUAGGAUGUCUCUCUCCUGUUAGUCUGUCAAAGGCUUAGGAAAUAAGCCAGAGUAUGGAAUGUGAAAUUCUGUUGGGAUAUGCUGUAAGCAGGAGAGAGACUGUUGUCUUUUCUUCUAUGACCCUUACAUUUAUGCUUUCAUAAUGCAGUUAAGAAGGUUUUAUGGUUAACUGUUGAGCAAAGGAGUGGUACUACUCUCUGCUUCAACCCUGGAGAUUUUAACCCUUUUGAGUCAAACUUCUGGUGCUCAUCCAGUCCCAUUCUGCUUUGAGCGAGCACCUAAAUUUAAGAGAAUUGUUGCUCUUUUAAUGCAUCUUUUCAAUGCAACUUUCUUAGACCAGGUUUAUCAUAGAAUAGUUUAGGUUAGAAAACACCUUUAAAAUCAUUGAGUCCAAGCUUUAACCCAGUACAGCCAAGUCCACCACUAAAUCCUGCAGUGCCACAAAUCUGCAAAUCUUUUAAAUACCUCCAAGGAUGGUGACCACCACUUCCAUGGGCAGCCUGUUCCAACGCCUGAAAACCCUUUGGCUAAAGAAGUUUUUUCUUUUAUCCAGUCUAAGCCUCCUCUGUCACAAUAUGAGACUGUUUCCUCUUGUCCUCACUAAAAAUUGAGGGCAUACUAUUUAACAGAGAAUGAUGUCCAGAUCAGUUAAUGAUCUAUUCUAUCUCCCUGAGAUGUUUUUUCCCAGUUUUUUGUACUAGUUUAGCUUCCUCGCCUGAUCACUGAAGGGUUAGAGAAGCAAUACUGUAGUUCAAGGCAAAAUAGCUUCUAUGCACAAGAAGGGGGAAGGUCACAGGGCAGGAGCUACUGCUUCUUCUGAUAAUGCACAGUCUAUUAUCAGCUCAACUUACUGUAAAAUGCCUUUUGAGAGUUCAGGGAAAGGUGUGGCAGAUAGCUUGAACCUAAUUUUGAGGUCAAUACAUUUGUGUUCUUGAAAUCCUGAUGUUUAAACUUGAGUUUUAAACUUUUAUGACUGUAUAAAAGCAAAAUGAAGCUAUGUAUAAAUAUUUUUAAGGAAAAAAUAAACUUUUUUUUUUUAAAUAAAUGCUAUCACUGUUUACUACUUUACUCCUAUUAUUCUUGACAAGUUACACAAGCCUAUAAUGGAUCAAUGCUUGGAGGUGAAAACAAUUAACAUAUUAGUCUAAUUUAUUGCAAACACAUGUGAAUUUCUCCAUAGUUCUUGAUGUUGCUUGGACACAGAAGAUGAUCAUCAUACUAUUCAAUGGAGGGGAGGUUCUUCAGCACUCACUAUUCUUCAGCAAAUAUAAAGCUCAUUAGGCCAUUACUAUGUGAUCACAUAUAUACAGAUUGUUUGUAAGUGUACCUUAAGUUUGUGUUUCCUGCAUUGUAUUACUUGGUUCUAGAAAAUAUUUAAUGUGCAUGUGUGUGUAUAUGUAUGAAAAAUAGUAUGUCUGUGCAUCACAUAAACCACAUAUAUUCCUAAUAAUGACUCCAUAUAAACAUGUAUUAUCUUGUAGUGAGUGCUAUAAGCUUGUCUUUGGUUAGUCUGGAAAGGUGUUUUAACAUACACAGGAUAAUUGUGCUGAGUAAAUUGUCUCUGUCAUGGAAUCCAGAAACCAUGUAUAGUAGCAACUUUUCCUCUCUAUCAUCUUUUUAUUAUUCUGAUUUUUUAUAUUGUCACAAAUGCAAGGGGUUUCUAGCCACUGGGGGUUUUUUGCACACUCAUUAAAAAAUAACUUUUUCAGAGGAAAAUUAAAAAUUUCAGAACACUCUUGCAAACAGCAUACGUUAAUUAAUUCAUGAGCAUAAUGUACUCCUGGUUUGUAGUUUAUGUUCCUUAUUGCCUGUAUUGAGAAAUAAGCCUAUACCAAAACUGUGGGUCCAGUUGAUUGGUUUGAAGUCUAGACCAAGAUAUUGUAGCUGCAUGGCUUUAAUCACCUUAUCAACAUCUAUGACAGAUUUUAA
This is a messenger RNA of Catharus ustulatus (Swainson's thrush), 3601 nucleotides long. It is a transcript of the gene WDR25, whose product is annotated as WD repeat domain 25. The record is from RefSeq and is a predicted model, not a curated record. The transcript has 7 exons. NCBI's taxonomy places the organism in Eukaryota, Metazoa, Chordata, Aves, Passeriformes, Turdidae. Bases 147 to 1655 code for a protein of 502 amino acids. Gene Ontology annotation, molecular function: protein binding.